AUGUGGUAUGCUUAAAUACUCAACUCACUUGAAGUUGAUGUCUUCUCAGAAGAGUAACUCCAAGAUAUCACUAACCAUCUUCAAUCCAUCUCUGUAUCUGAUUCCUGUAAUAAUGAUACCAAACAAUUUUUUAUAGAAUCAGCAAAUAUGGGAUAUGAAUUUACGAUUAACAAUUAGUUGUCGAACACUCAAAUAAUCAUUAAAUAUCUUCAACUCUGGAAUCAAGAACUUCAUAUCUUCUCCAAAUUUAUGGGUUUAAUAGAAUUUAGAAAUAGCCUAUCAAAUUAAGAUCAAUCGCGUGACACAAGCUAACUCUCGUCUGCUAGUUUUACACUUACAAAUUAAUCUUUUAUUGUAGAAACUUAGUUGUUUAAAUAAAAUGAUAAAUCAUUUAAAUAUUCUACAAACAUAAUGUAAUUGAUGAUGAAUAGGACCGUCUCUUAAAUUUAUGAAUCUACCUAAACUCUUUACCACUUGCGUAGUCUAGAUAAUCAGAAUAAAUAGUAUGCAUUAUAAGCAAUUCAGAAACUAUAAUAACUUACCAUUAAAUCUUUGGAACCAAAAUUAAAUAGGAAAGUAAAUCUGUUAAUGGCCAAAUUAUAAGAAAGAAUGGCUUUAUUAUGA
Paramecium tetraurelia is the source of this 624-nucleotide messenger RNA. RefSeq lists its product as uncharacterized. The transcript has 2 exons. The record is from RefSeq and is a predicted model, not a curated record. Lineage: Eukaryota; Ciliophora; Oligohymenophorea; Peniculida; Parameciidae.